GUAGAACUAUUAGCAACUAUGCAUUCACGUAAUUCCCGGAGGACAGUCCAGCAACAGUAAAAGCCCCAGACAGUCACUAAAUGACUCGACUCAGGAGUACGGUACCAGCUAUUACCUGCACAGACUGCCACUCGCAUUGAGAGGUGGCGAUGGUUAGCUGUCCCUCGAGGCGGGCAUCGUGCCACCCCAUCAGAACUUUUCAGGACUUUUCCAUCUACGUGUGGUGCUUUUGGUGAGGGUGGAGGAGAGGGGAUGGAACCAGCUGAGGGAAACCAGAAUGACAACCUCCCGAAGGCAAAGGAGGAGUCAAUUACUGGACAGAAGUCGUAACAGUUACAUAAGUUAGUGGCAGCAAGUCUUUCGCCCCAAAGGCACGUCUCAUGUUUCUGACUCAGCAGGUGCUGCAGUGUCGGAGCUUAAAAACUUGCGCACUUUUCUACUAAACCUUCCAUCCAAGCCUUCUUCUUCCGCGGCAUUUGGCAAAAAGCAAAGAUACAAAAGGUGAUAGAAGAAAGAGAAGCAUUGCUUCAUUAAUUAGGCUCCACACUCGUCGCCAUUGGGUAAGGCCAGCAAAGCUCGGUUUCUUAAAACCAAGUGUAGAAGUGUAGAAGAACCCGAAUCCUCGGUUUCAGAAAUUCGUGGUUCGGCACGGUCGUACCGGUACUUGUCGACAACCUGCAAGCACACUUUACCCACGCUAUCGUCUGUGCUGCAACCGUACCGUACAUUUCAGCUCUCGGUUGAUUGCCAACUGCCGAUCCCAUUGCUAUCCGCCGCGAACGGCCCUACUGACACCACCACCAAUCACUGUAUCUUUUGGAUUCCGACCAACCAACCAUCACAUCCCGGCUCCACUCACCCCUUACUACAUGCCUCGGCUACUAAGUUGUCCUGAUCGAAUCAUUUUAUCAUGAGGUUGCUACCAACACAGUUCUUCUUGUCAAUGAUGUGGGCUGUUGCUUUGCUCUUUCUUCUACUGGUGACAAGCUCAGAGUCCAACCCCAUGCGUCCGCUCACCUUUGGAUCGACAAGGCAACGACCGAGGCAGAUGGUUGGCCAGAUCAAUGCCUGGGGAAUCGGUGACAGCUACAGGCUUCUGUUGAGACCUUUUUCUAAGGCUACCAGUCCGUUUUUGACUACAAGACGAACUGCAGAAAGAGCUGCCUCGGCUGUCGCCACUAUCCACCGCGGGGGUGACGACAAUGGCGCCACAAGCCCUCCUAGUGACCUCAGCAGCACCGACAAUAGUGUAGAUGGUCGGAUCACCCACACUCCCCACCAUGGAUUGACACCAUUUCCUCCUCGCGGUGGAGCACGAAAACACAUGACAAGCGACUCCCGGCAAGAUAACCAAACAGCACCUUUGGCGAGCCUGUCAGAGGCACAGCAAGACCCACAAUUCAGAGCAGCUCUGGGAAAACAGGACGACUUUGUAGAGACAGUCUGCCACCCUCAUGAGUCAAGGUUUUCUCUUUUUCCCAUUGAAAAUCCUGAUCUUUGGAAGCUAUACAAACAACACGUGGCAUCUUUCUGGACUGCCGAAGAGAUUGAUCUAUCAGCAGAUCUGUCUGAUUGGCAUGGCAAGCUAAACGACCAAGAGAGACACUUCAUAUCCAUGGUCUUGGCUUUCUUUGCAGGGGCAGAUGGAAUAGUCGUAGAAAAUCUUGCCGAACGCUUUUGUCGGGAGGUGACUGUACCAGAGGCUCGCUGUUUCUAUGGCUUCCAAAUGGCAAUGGAGAGCAUUCACCAAGAGACAUACUGCUUGCUUAUCGACACUUACAUUAGCAACCCGAGCGACAGAGAAAUCCUAUUCUCUGCGCACAUCAAUGUACCGAGCGUGGCUCUCAAAGCAAAGUGGGCCCAACGAUACAUAUCUGCGCAGGUGUCUUUUGCAGAACGGCUGGUAGCAUUUGCCGUUGUGGAAGGUAUUUUCUUCUCGGGUGCCUUUUGUGCCAUUUUUUGGCUUAAAAAGAGGGGGCUCAUGCCCGGGCUGACCUUUUCGAAUGAAUUGAUCAGCCGAGAUGAGGGCCUGCACUGCUCCUUUGCUUGUCAGUUAUACUCCAAGCUGGAGCGAAAAUUACCAGAGCAUCAUAUCCACCAACUAGUGGGGGAUGCCGUGCAGGUGGAAAAGGGGUUUGUCUGCGAUGCAUUGCCAGUUGAUCUUAUUGGCAUGAACGCCAACCUAAUGUCACAAUACAUUGAGUUUGUGGCGGAUCGGCUGCUGAUGGACCUGGGAUACCGGCCACUAUACGGGAGCAAGAACCCCUUUGAUUGGAUGGACAUGAUAAGUUUGGAAGGCAAGACAAACUUCUUUGAGAAGCGAGUCGGGGAGUACAGCAAAAGUGGAGUUAUGAGUUCAUUAGAUUCGAAAACAAGAAGCAAUUCACUGAACUUCGACGCCGACUUCUAAAGGGGGGUCGGGAAUCAGACAAGCUGGCCAGGCGCUUCUUCGCAAGGAAAUGAUCCUUCCUGCGUACCAACACAAACACGUCCAGAGGCAAAGCGCAAAGCUCUAAGAUGCACACAACGGAAUGUUGAUUGCUAGCCUCCCGAUUGUGAUCGGCAUAUCUGCGACUUCUUGAUUCAUGUUCUCCUUUCGGUAGUCAACAAUGUCUUUGUUUGAGAUGACACAGCUAUUAACCAUUUGUUCGCUUAAAAAGUUAAGCUGAAGAAGAUUCCUCUUUUAUUACUUCACAGCUCGCCCGUCCCUUUUCGGUUGGUUGCUCUUUUACUUACUAGUAGUAGAGUUAGCAGAAAGGAGCGCAUAUGAACGGUCCUUGCCUGUUCUGCAGAGCGUGCCAAACAUGGGAUCCCAAUCCUAGGCAGUGACUCUGAAGAACCUGAACACAGCACUCCAAAACCAUUGCAUGUAAGACUACCUCCACUAUAAUCAGCACUGUGGUGGAAGGCGGUCCCACAUCCAGCGUUGAGUACCUGACAACCUUGGUACUUGCCCACACAGGUCAAAGAUUGGGUGAGUGGCGACCUAGUCAGCCAACCUGUUGCUCGGCCUCUUGAGAUAAGUCACGAUGGGAUGCACGCCGGCUGUACUCAGGGCAUCAUCAACUGGUGGGUAGCGCCAAACAUCUCCAAUGAGCUUUGGCAUUUUGCCGGUAAUUCGGCAAGCCACCUUGUGAUAAAAGCCUCCCAAUAUGUGAAGCAUGGUGGAAGUGAGGGUCCACAUCUCAGACCCAUAAAACAGCACCGUCUGGACCACAGCCUUGCAGCAAUCGGGACGAACAGUGGAAAGCACUAUGCUCGGCCUCCCUGGUGACUGAGGACUCUGCCCAUGGAAAUCACAGCAAGCCGCAACUAAUCUUCGGAGUGUCCAAGGAGCAUGACCCAACCUGCUCCUGGAUUUUGUUGCUAGCUAGUGCUUCAUUUUACUCCCAAAGCUUUCGAACUGCUUCGCAUGGACUAACCAACCAGCCAACCACAAAAUCCCUUCAGAAAUCUGAGAGCUGCAAAAUAAAUAGUCUCUCUAGCUGGCUAGUAAAUAUCCAAUGCUGCCGCGUUUCGAUUCGAUUCUUCAUGCCAUCCACCCUGUAAGCAAAUAAACUCAGGAAAUCCAUAUCUUUGAAAAAGCAGCUCUGCUGGGUUGACUACGUCGGUGCCGAUCUUUUCA
Seminavis robusta is the source of this 3625-nucleotide messenger RNA. Lineage: Eukaryota; Bacillariophyta; Bacillariophyceae; Naviculales; Naviculaceae. The record is from the annotation of a GenBank genome assembly.